GCGGCUCCGAGUCAUCCACACCGCUGCUCUCUCCACAGAUAACCUCCUCCUCUCCCAGCCACCCCGCGAACUCCUUCUACUACCCGCGGCUGAAGUCCCUGCCCCCCAUCGCCAGAGUGACCCUGGUGCGACUCCGGCAGAACGCCAGGACCUUCCUUCUGCCCGCCCCAAGCCCCGCGGGCGCCGGCGGGGGCAAUGAGAUCGCUGACAGCCUCUCAGUUCCAGAAACGCCGCUGGACUGCGAGGUCUCCCUGUGGUCGUCCUGGGGGCUGUGUGGAGGUCCCUGCGGGCAGCUGGGAGCCAAGAGCAGGACUCGCUACGUCCGCGUGCAGCCGGCCAACCAUGGGGCACCCUGCCCCGAACUUGAAGAGGAGGCCGAGUGCGUCCCCGACAACUGUGUCUGAGACCAGAGCCCCGCAGGCCUUCCACCCCGCGUGGGGGCCAAGCCCGGUGGUUCAGCUGGCCAAGCGGGGCUUUGUCCGCCACCUCUCUGAGCGCCAACGCUGACCCACCCCUCCGCACAGACACGCCUCCGGCUGCUGGAAGGAGCAGGAGGUGGGGAGAGGCGACUCUUUCAGCAGGCUUUCCUCUCGGGCACCCAGUCCUGGGACCCACUCUCGUGGGUGACUUCAGCCCUGAGCUUACAAGUCUCUGCGAUACAUCGUGCUCCCCUCCACUUCCUGCUGGUCGGAGGUUGUCUUCGCGUGCAGACGGCGUGCCCACAGCGCCCACCCCACGGGGCCACUGCAGGAGAGCCGCACAGCCCCACGCCCAGGAGCCCCAGGCCACAGCAGAUAGGAAAUACCUCGGACCUGCUGUCCCCAGGGGAACCGGCGCCCACCCCCCUGCCUGCCCCGCAGGCCGAGGCUGUCCCAGGCAGGUCACACACGUCAGGGGAAUAAAGGAGAGCAGGCUCGGACACCUCACCUUGGCAUUGUCACGUGACCCAUCUCCCUGCACUUGAAUAAAGACUGUUUCCUGAUAUUA
Messenger RNA from Ailuropoda melanoleuca (giant panda), 987 nucleotides. Its product is annotated as spondin-2-like. Gene Ontology annotation, cellular component: extracellular matrix. The record is from RefSeq and is a predicted model, not a curated record. Lineage: Eukaryota; Metazoa; Chordata; Mammalia; Carnivora; Ursidae. The transcript has 2 exons. The annotation marks the transcript as partial. Gene Ontology annotation, biological process: cell adhesion.